Messenger RNA from Aspergillus vadensis CBS 113365, 777 nucleotides. RefSeq names its product glycoside hydrolase/deacetylase. The transcript has 4 exons. The record is from RefSeq and is a predicted model, not a curated record. Lineage: Eukaryota; Fungi; Ascomycota; Eurotiomycetes; Eurotiales; Aspergillaceae. The coding region runs from base 1 to 777 and encodes 258 amino acids. Gene Ontology annotation, molecular function: hydrolase activity, acting on carbon-nitrogen (but not peptide) bonds. Gene Ontology annotation, biological process: carbohydrate metabolic process.
AUGAUUGCAACGGGAAUUAGCUCACUUCUUACGCUUGCGUUGGUGCCUCUUCCCUCCCCGAGCGUUGGUGCCUCUUCCCUCCCCUAUGAUAAGACGGCUAUCCUAAGCUGCACUGCGGAAGACACAUUUGCCCUCGCCUUUGACGACGGACCGUACGCUUACACCCAGGAACUCCUAGGCAUCCUUGAUAAAUAUGAUGCAAAAGCUACAUUCUUCGUGAAUGGCAGAAAUCGUGGUAACAUCGAGGAUUACGCACCGCUCUUACAACGGGAGAUAGAAGCAGGACACCAAAUUGGUUGGGACCAUAAGCUACGCUUGGAUGAAGCAUUCGAAGCUGACAUCCGGCGCGAGAUGGACACACUUGAUGAGAAAUUGUGCGAGCUCAUUCAACGCAGCCCGACGUAUAUGAGGCCACCCUAUAUGGCAUAUGAUGAUAAUGUUCUGGAGAUCCUCCAAGAUUAUCAUGUCAUCGUCACGGACCUGAUCAUUGGUGACACCGAGGAAAAUGCUACGGCCAAGGGAACUUUCAAACGCUUCAAGAAUGGGGUGGAAGAAGGGCACUCGCUUCUCCUAGCUCAUGAUCCUGUGCAGAUGACUGUGGAGGAAUUGACUGAGAUGAUGUUGCAACAUCUCCAGGAUAAUGGUAUCAAAGGUAUGGUGUCCCUUGUCCGAUAUUUAUCUCAAAACGGCAUGAUAUACGGUUACGGUUCGGAGUGCUUGGGCGAUGACGAUCCAGAAAACUGGUAUCGAAUGUGUGAUGAGUCCGGGUCAUCAUAA